AAGCCAUUUGCGGGCUCAAAGCCGAAGACCCUCGGUCAGCCUCUCUCCGCGUUUCUCCGAACCGAUGCUGCGGCUGCUCCUCAACCUGGCAGCCUUGGGUGCCGCGCUGGCAGAGGAGUGCGAUGUGGCGUCGGCCGCUGUGGAGCUGCUGCAACUCGGGCAGGCGGUGCAGCAGAGCUGCGGGCACUUGACGCAGGACCACUGCGACCCCAGCGCCAACUACAUUUGCAGCAACAACUGCAAGGUGCACACCAACGGCCACGACUGCUAUCGUCCUGUGCCCGACGUUAUGGCCGAGCACCCCGGCAUGGACGGCUACUGCUACUUCAACUACACAGGCUUCUGGGUGAACCCACUCGCCGGGGGCUUUGAGGAUUCCGCGGUGAAUGGCAUCCUCGGCUUGCGGGAUGGCAGCUACAAGGGCCUGAACACCGGGCCAUUACUGAAGUACGACUUCGAGGGGGAGACGGUGUACACUUACAUGGACGCCCCUCACUACAGCUUCGAUGACUUGUACGGUUACUCUCUUGGAUUCCUCCAGGGUCAAGGCUUGGACCCCCACUGGAUGCAGAACAAGACCCACUGGGUCGAGCUUUCCGAGCAGGCUUGCACUCGCAUCCAGGAGAAGUACAACUUUCAGAAGGAGGAGUUGGUGCUGGCAGAUUGGUUGGACGACAACCAGGUCUUGGCUGCCCAGACCUUAUGUAGCGCUGGAGUGGAUUGUACCGCAAUGCGUGCGGACGUGAAGGCCAAGGCCGAAUAUCAUUCCCCGGAGAAUUGCAAGGGGAUCACCCACAGGGAGUUUGCCAAGCACCACUACAUCAAGUGCCUGCUGGGCUAUACGAACUCUGGGUCCGACAUGGCGUACCUGAACGCUAGGUCCUGCCUUUUGGAGGGGAACCGUAUCGGGCACUUCUCUGAGUGCCCCUAUUCUCCGCCGGUCUCCUUUUAAGUGGCUCCGAGCAGCUGCCAUCAGUCGAUGCACAGCGUCGAUCCUUCCGGCCGACACGCGUAUGCCGUGAUGCACCGGAAGCCGCGGAUGGACCGCAAGUUCUUGAGACAGUCAGCGACCCUAUCACCGGCGGUCACCACCCC
This is a messenger RNA of Effrenium voratum, 1095 nucleotides long. The record is from the annotation of a GenBank genome assembly. Lineage: Eukaryota; Dinophyceae; Suessiales; Symbiodiniaceae.